Molecule: messenger RNA, 13628 nt
Organism: Spirometra erinaceieuropaei
Lineage: Eukaryota; Metazoa; Platyhelminthes; Cestoda; Diphyllobothriidea; Diphyllobothriidae
Source: the annotation of a GenBank genome assembly
AUGCGCAUCCACGAGAGCGGCCUUGACCGCACUCCCGACACACCCACCACAUCCAACACAUCCACCGUGCACACCCCCACUCUCGAUCCAUCCGUCCGCGCCACCACCACCACCUCCUCCUCUGUAGCUGACACUGACACCGCCGACUUCUCAUGCCCACACUGUCCACGCACAUUCACCUCACGCAUCGGCCUGGUCGGUCACUUGCGAAUCCAUCGCACAGAGACUGGCGAACCAGUGCCUGGAGCACCGACCCAUACCCACGAAGCUCGUCUCAACUGCCCACACUGUCCUCGCACUUUCAGGCAUCGCAUGGGCCUAUUCGGCCACAUGCGCAUCCACGACGACCUGCGGUAGACAGCCGCUGGUCACACCACACAUUCACUCACUCCAUACCUCCUCCUCCACCACCAUCAUCCCACCAGAAAUCAACACUCGCACACCUCAUGCACCCAACUGCCACCUCCCACGCAAGUGGAAAGUCCGCAUCUCGACUCGGUCCCCAUGCGACUUCGGCUGCUCGGGUGACUUGAAUCCGAAACUAUCCCGACACGUCAAGCGUCGUGGAUAGGAAGGUUACUGAUUGACGCCCGCUCUCGGUUCACGCAGUUCGUCGCGUUGUGUGUGUGUGUUGUGUGGAGUGGCGGACUGGUGGGCUGGGGAUGGGCUGAAGCUGCACCUUCCACGGCACUCUCACGCAAGUGAGAGACACGCCGUUCAACCCCCGUUGUGUGAAAUCCUGGUGUUAUGUGUAUGGGAGGCCAGGUCGUGCCGUGGCGCGCGCAGUCAUGGUCAGUCGACCAUGACAGCCACCGCGCCCAUUUCCCACUCCAGUCUGCUGACCGGCUCGGACAGCGGCUGGGGUGUGGGAGUGGGAAGGGAGAGUGAGGUCGACGACUCAGCGCUCUUUCUCCUCACUAUAAACAAUCUGACGCGCUUGAAGCUAUCACGGUGCGCUAAAAGCCGUGGCUUGGAAGGUUGCCAACUGACGGGGUAUCUUGGACCUCCUCCUUGACUGGAGGCGGUCUGAGAGUCAGGCUGCAAUGGCUCCUUUUUAAUGUGGCCUUUAUGGCACGCCCAUCACAGUGUGGGAUCCGAGCCAGGCGUUGGCGGCACGCCCAGGUGCGGCUUCGGCCGUGCCAGCCUCCAAAUCUCUGUUGUGAUUGGCUGAAAUCCUGGUUAUUUUUUGUGUGGACCAGAGGGUGUGGUGGAACGCCAACGCGAGGAUCCGUCCGAGCCACCCACCUGCGGCCUCGACCGUCUCCGGUCUUCUUGACUUGUUCUUGACACCGGGCUCAGGCGGGGGAGGAGGAGAGAGUGUAGGUAGAUGUAACGCAAGUCUGCCGGCACUAUAAACCCCUGCGUAAGUCACCGUCCCUGCUCCCAUUGUUGCUGCAACUGUGGGGCACACGGUGGACAUCAUCGAAACCGAUAGUCAAACUGUCAUGUGGACCAUUUCACAAAUUGGUCAUAGGAUGUCCCCUUACGCCGGCAAGUUACGGCUUCUGUCACCAGUGCGUUGCCCGACGAAUGGAUCUGCCUGUGCGGAGUCCUUAUCUCCCUAAAUUAUUACUGUGAGGCUAACUCCGACAGCGGUCUCUUAAACAACACUCACUACAUGCUCAUCCGCAAUACCCAGACGACAUCAGAACACUCGGUGGGCAGUAGGCAAGUAGAACGAACUAACCACACUACAGUCAGCUUCAGCCGAGAACCACCAUCCACAUGCAUUGAACGUUUGGUUACCGUUCUCUUUGAUGGCCUACCGGGCCACCACCUUUUGGUCCAGGGGUUAUGUCUCAUUCUUCAUACGGACUGACCGCCCCUUCCGCCUACCCCGUGACGUUCAUCUUUCUGUGCAGUCCGCGUACACCUGCACAGCCGUGGUGCAGCUCCAGGCAAGUGGAGUACUUUGGCAGACGCACGCAUGGCCUUCCCUACCAAUGUGAUGACCUCGUGCUACGCUAUCCGGCGGUCCAACCCGAUGGCGUUUCGGCCAAAUCCUUCCAUUCUUCGUUUUCGUGGACGCCAUUCCGUCUCCCACAUACAUCAUUUGUGACGCUCACACCCGCGAAGGUCCCAUUUUCACGGUGCGCUGCCCUACAUGGGCAGCCCUCUCCCCUGACAACCUGCCCAUUUCGCCUCUCACCUAGUGAAACAACCCACAGAUGGAAUGCAAAUUUCUACCGACCCCGCAGUCCCUGUGGUCAGGGCACCGUCUAACGUGGGGCGAUUGCAGCAAGCGGAUAUGAGGAAAGACCAAGCUUUUGUUCAAGUACUUAAAGGCGGACUCUUGGGUGGUGGCGAGGAUUUUGGCGGGACUGUUUUUUUCUUUUUCUACUACGAGUGUAUAAAGACUCAGCCUCCCUUCCCUGGCUGACAGUUCCAAGCCCCACGGUUCCCGAACAGUCGUAAAAUUCAUGUUACUUCCGACAGACCCACCCUACGAGCAGUUGUGUGUGAAAGAAAAUCGAACGUGUUUUCUGUAAUAAACUGUCUAUAGUUCUGACUACUCGCCUUAUUGUAUGCCUGGAUUGUCAAUGAUUAUAAGCAUCGACAAAGUGGAUAUGCGUACCCCCAACAAUAAUUAAGGUGAGCCGCGAGGCCGUAUGGUUGACUCGAUUCCUAGUGCCGACUCAGGCGAAGUAGCACUAACUAGAUUCCCGAAGAGCGCGGCUGAUACGACGCUGGUUUUUUAAUAAAAGGUUGUAUUUCGGUUGCUUUAUAUUCUACCUAUCUGUUUUUCUACUUCUUUAUUCUUCUUCCAGUUGACAUGUAUCACUCAAGUACCCUUUUACCCUCGAACUGCGGAUGUCGUUCUGUUAGUACAUGGUUUGACGCGAUACAUCUAGCAGUCCACUAUCGUGACCGGCGUCAGAUGGUUCAUUGACUAGCGCGUUUGACUAUGCGCGCCGAUCCGCUGUUCGGUAACGGGACCAGACAAGCGAAGUGUACUACGGAGUAUCUGGAUGUAUCUAAUGACUUCCACCUAAGGGGACAGUGUCUCAGGAAGCUUUGAGUGUUCUGCAAGCCAAUCGCGAAAUUUAACCGUCUAGCUCUACCUAUCCGUUUGCCAGUGCAUUGUUAUCGGCACGUAUGCGUGCUCUUUGCUGAAUUUUCUGAUGUGAAUAUAACACUUCUAGACUCCUUCUUAUAAGCACAGCAAUACAAGUCCGUUUGCUGUUGAUUGUCUUAGGUCCCAGGCUAAUGUUCAGCGCGGUAACUACAAUAUUGCAUAUGCAGUUUAACCUUUCAGGCAGAGUGAUUAUUUCCUCUACCCUUACCUUUCUUUUAACUUGCCGUAUCUUCGUUAGCCCCAUAAAGAUUUUUUAAUUCAUCUCGGAACGUGGGCCAAGUCAGCCUCUAGUUCAUCCGAUUUUGAAUCAAAGUGUGCACUCAUUUUCACUUAUCUUACCUAUAGCCAAUUCCGCAUCUCUCCACCAGCUGGUGUUCCAUUUUACCAAGUAAUAACAUCAUCGCAAUCCAGCCUUGUUCGUUAAGAUGAAAGUGAGAUAGUAAUCAGGUCCCAGGUUAGGUAGUUCCUGUAUAUUAGCAGGUUUGUUCGUGACAAUCCAUUCUAUUAACUAUUAACGUGACAGUAACUGCUAAUCCGCCAAAGCUUUUGCUGCAGUGCAACAUGCCAGGAACAAUGCAAUCUAGAGCUUUUAUGGAGUAAAACUAAACAGUAUUAAUUCGGGCGCAGCAUUGAUUUCAGCAUGAGGUCAUAUCCUACCGAGUUCCUAACCAACAGUGUGUUUAUGUCCUGAAUCAUGCCAGCUGUGCCAGACUUGGCUAACUUCCGUAAGCAGGCUGAGUUCCAGGAAGCGGUUCAGAAGAGGAUGCAAGCACUGGAACAAGAAGUUUAUUGGACUGAUGUUUUGGCCUCUCACUCGAACCCAUUCUCGGAGACAGUUGCAGAUGAAAAUAGUGGAGGCACAAAGACUGCAGUAUUUAUAGUACGUAACUGCCAUGGGGCCACAUGCGUACUAUAAUUAACAGCUCUCGCUAUCAGCGCUGGGGGUCGGGAUUGAUGCGAUGGUGGCUCGUCAGUCAGCGUCCGAGUCGUUAAUUGCCGAAAUUUCAUCAUCCGUGUUGCAUGUUGGCAUGAUGAUGGCUCGUCAAUUUGGCUCUCAGUCACUGGAAUUGUUACUCGCGCGCGCCCUCCCCACGUGUCUGAUUCUCAUGCACAUAGAAUGUCUCAGCACCGAAUAUGGUACCGGGAGGUCUCUGCGUUUGAUGAUGGAUUGUGGGCCUAAGAAUCGUGAUUCGAGCGGCUCGCGGUUCACGCGGUUGUCAGCUUUUGCGAGGAUUUCGGCCCCUUUAAAUUUGAAACUAUGACCGGGUCCUGUGGAAUGAGCUGCUACCUGAGAGCAAACCUCGUUCAUCCUCACCGCAGCUCUGUGCUCGGCCAUCCGCAUCCAAAGUAAUUCCCCAGUUUCUCAGAAGUAGUUGCUCUGUCCGCAACUGCACCAGAUCCGAUAAACGACUCCAGAAGUUUCCUGCCGUGGCAGUGGGUCUUUCGGCCUUAUGACCUGACGCCUAAUGGUUUCUUCCGGCCUGUCUGCAACCCCAACUCCAAGUGGAGUGAGAAGGCGGCUGACAGCUUCCGAGACGCUCUUCGCGUACAGAAGAGCUCGCCAAAAUUAAGGGCCAUUUAAAUUUGGUCACUUAUAUUGUUUGCAGAUGAACUUGUUGACAAAGUUGCGCAGGUAGUCAUUAACUCUCAGUAUCCGUCAAGGAUAUUGUAAUUCGACAACCUUGUCGGCCACUUCACUGCAAUGUGUCUCAGCGUUCCGGUAUAACGCCCUUGCGCAAGUGCGUUUGUGACUGACCGGGUGAUUACUGUUGAAGUUUAGUGCUUGCGUCGUACUUGUCGCCUUCGUUAGCACUUUGGAUUUUAGGCCAUCACAAUAUUUGCGACAAACGAGGUUAUUAGAAAGACCAGCUGGUUGUAUUCUUCCUCCUCCAUCGCAAAUUAGCUGGCCAGGAAGGCAGAGUUGAGACGUUCUUUGAGUGUCAGUACCUGAUCCCGUUCGAUGACGACGAAGGUAUCAUCCUCAUGCUGAGCCAAAAAUUUCUGUCUGUAAUAUUGGAAGACCGUUAUAGGACGGCCUCGUCUGUGUCAUGAAAUCGGCGAACCCACUGGCGUGACCUUCACCUGCUCGUACUUUGUUCCGUCAAACGUAAAGUACGUCUUGAGACAAACCUUCAGGAGUUGGAAUAUUUGGGCAUGUCCGAAGUGAUUCCCCCUUUCAUCGUACUUGUCUUGUAGGAGUAGUUCGAUGGACGACGAUCCUCCGACAAGCCUUUGACUUUCUGAAUGUAGUCCGUCCUGUCCAAUACGGCAGUGGAGCGUCCCUUUUCCGCAGGUACGAUAACGUGGUCACUGUCGGCCCUGAGCUUCUUAAGUGCAUCAAGUUCGGCCGUGGCAAGCACGUUGCGCGGCUUAUGAGCCAUGAGGAGGGAGGACACUUGUUGCCAAAUAAGGUUCUUCGUUUUGUCUGUCGCUUUCGUCCGGUGGAGGAUUGACACCACCGAUGCAAGCAUGUUGGCAGGUUUGGCAUCGGUUGUUUAAAAUGAGGUCUCAUGCCUUAACACCUACAUUUGUUCCUCAGUCAGUUCAUUUGACGACAUGUCGUACACCAGUUUGCCGUUCUUGGAUGACGUUGGGUUGGGCAGCUUACGAAGUUUGUUGUCUAGUGCGGCCUCGCGUGUUGCUCUCUGUUCGCGGGUUCGUUCGGCAACCCUCCGCUGAAGCAGUUUUUCACCACUCUCACCCAUGAACUCGCACCACCUUGCCUUCUCCUGGUCAAUCCUUUGACGGUUUUUGCGAAGCCUUGGGUGACAGUUUGGAAGGAGCACUCGGAUCAUUCGUCUGCCGUGCUGGAAUAUUGCGCGUCUCACCAGCCCUGUGUUAACCGGGUUCAAGUGAGAAUCCAAAACGUCAGGCAAAUAAACUUCUUGCUCCCGUGAUUACAUCUUCUUUCUUAAAAUCCCAAUUAGUAUACUGUCUCUGCUUGAGAACUUGCCUCUAACUUAUCUUUUUAUCCGUGGUCGCUUAAACAAGCGAACUCGACGGAAUGGUUCUUUUCAGGUUUGUCUGUUUGGAAAUUCCUGAUUUUUCUGAUCAUUUCUUCAAACUGGGAUGCAAGGCCAUCCUGUCUGACGAUUUAACACGAGUAGGCUGAAAAUUUCACCAUCAAAUGAUCCAUUUUAUCUUACGAACUCUAAACUGUUUUUCGUAAAGUGCAAUGAGUGUUCAAAAAAUGAACGUAUGUUCCUGUCGAUUACUCGAAAUCUAUUAAUGGUCAUCCGUUGGGAAAACAGAGGCAGUGCGCUACUAUGUCAGUCUUUCAGUCCUGCAGUUUCCUCAUCGUUGGGAGUUAGUCUUACGUAUUUCCACUCAAAGCAGUAUUUUUAAGGUUAACCGGAAUGUCGCGUUCUGACCACAUCCUCUGCUCCCGCCAUAUAUCGUUUGUAUUUUUUAAAAUAAUAUCUGUAAUGGUUGUAUCCUCGCAUGGAGGACCAGCCCAAAGUUCAGACACUGGUUUCAUUCAUUUUCUACAACCGCAUAGUGCAACGGCAAGGGUUUUUCUCAGCAGUUCGUCCUCCAGCCUUUUUGUUCUAGUUUUUGGCAGUAUUCUACUCAUUUAUUCUCUGCUUGGUAUUUCUUCUAGUUUUUUUCCAUGUACUUGGAGUAGUCUGUUCAGGACUUGGCUUUUCGCCUCUGCCCAACUUUGCAAAUUCCAAUUGGCUAGUCUUCUUCUUGUAGCCUUAAAAAUUUGAUCAUAUGGUGCUCUUAACGGGUCAUGUCAGCGCCUCUUUGUGCCGUACGGCUCUAUGCAACUCUAUCUAGCGUCUCCUCGAGUGCUGGAUUGCACUGUCUGCCGCAGACGAUGCUGUACAAAUAACCUGCAGUCGUCCUUGGUGGUGCGGUCGGUUGCUUAAGCAAACUGCUUUCUAGGACUAACUAGUAUUUUGGGCCAGCUUUCAUAUAUUGCCAAUGCUGAGGAGCGCUUGGUCGCCUCAUCACUGUCAAAGUCUUAAGUACACGCUCGAACAGGGGCUCAAAUGACAGCUUCUUCCCUAGUCGUUCGAAAUGCUCUGUAGAUCUGCUUCGGACCGUCUAAUCCCGGCAGUAGAUUAGUCAUCCAGGCAACUGUUACCGACCCGCACCAAUUCUCUCGCCGCUUAUGUCAGAAAAUUGACCUCCUCUUCUUCAUCUGACUUUUCCAUGAUAGAGCGGGAAAUGCCACAGGAAUGCAUUCAUCCUUAAUGGUCCCCUGAUUUAAGUUAUAAUUUUAAAUGAGGCCGCUCCCAUCUGCAGCCAUCUGCGUAAAGCGUUCAAUAGCUCUGCAAACGCGCCUACGGUGUGUCUAGUUUCACUGCUGCUUACUCUUACUUAACUGAAGAAAGCAACCCGAAUUUCUUUAUAUGCAGCGCCACAAUGAGGACUUCCAUUGUCUCUGCACCUGCGGUUCACCAAUUUUCAUAAGACCUGUGGUGGAGAGGGACAGUAUUGAAGGCGACUCGCAUGUGAAAUAGACUCUAGGGCAGACUUGCUUAGAAUUGACCUCUCUUUCACACUCAUCACACCUCCAUCAUAUGACUAAAUCAGGACAGCAUAAGACAAACUGAGCGCAGUUUCUGACUAUUGCCUAGAUCUCCGCCUGUGUUCGUGUGUAUUUUUCCCAAAAACGGGCAACGCGGUAGAUGCGCUGGACCAGCACAGGGGCUAGAUCGGAGUCUGACAGGCGUUAUCGGGAAUGUGCACCCGUAACAAAUGCCAACAUUGUGAAAUCCCCUCCCCUUCCCCACCUUUCAGAUUGGCCGGCCGUUGUUUGUCUGCUGUCAGUCAUCUGGCCUGUGGAGGGUAUCACCACGACUGAUAAAUGCUGUUCGCAGCUCCCAGACUCGCUUUUUCUACUCAGGCAGAAGCGAAAAUGAUAAGUUAAAAAGGCUUUCGGCCAUCUACUACUGCACUGCAUUGGGUGUCUUCAUGCUGGGUUUCAGCUAUGCGGGCGUCCCUCUCUACCGAAUCUACUGUGCGGUGAGUCCUUUUGCGACAUUUCUUUUUUUUCAGAGCCGUAUGAUCUUUUGCAACCAUUUUGCUUUUUUGUAUGGGGGGGGGUUCUCCGAAAGCAGUGGUAGGAAGUGCCGUCUCAUCACAAUUAGCGCCUACGUUGUUGCUACUGGUUUCUGCCUUCUUUGCUAAUCGGAAAAGUAUUUCAGUAUAUUUUCAUUCCUCAAGUACAUGGAAUUAAAUGUACUGCCCAGUAACAGUUUUAAAAGGUCAGAGAAUAGAUUGCCUAGUGGGCACUGAUCGUCAGUGUUAUUGGAGCCGCGGACGGAUUGACGGUGCUGGGCUCAAAAGCGUUACUGCCAGAGGCAACCGAAACUUAAACAGUCACUUCUGACUUGGUUACUGCUGGUAGUUAGAAAUGACCACCCCUGUCUUUGUCGCGAACGCUCACCCAUCAUUGAUUGCCCAUCGUCAUACGAACCUUUUAAGGCUUCGGUGCUCUAAUGUAGCACAGGCGGCAGGAUUCGCCCGCUAGUGGAACGGCCUUGAACAAGGCCUAGCUGUCAUAUGAAUCGGUUGUUGGGCCCGACGAAUAGGCAUCCGGUGGUGUACACGGAAACGAUGGAAAUGUAUCGGUGGAAGAAAAUCAGCCGUACUUCCCCUAACUGACCGUCAUAUCAUAUCGCUGAAAUUCAAGCAUCGUGAAUAGAUCUGGCCCUCCCUCCCCACCACAUCUCAGUGAUCCGCUUUUUUCCAGACCGAAUAACGAAGAAAGGAGGUCGCACAUGCUACGACAAAGAACUUGCGAGCCUUUUUAGUCCGAUAGCAAAUCAGUCCACUCAUGACUGGAAAACCCACACUCGAGUGAAGUAUGCGCCAACGCAACCGAAUCUCAAGUCCUGCAUUAUCUGCACCAGCCAAUACGAUGAGGAAGCGCUCUCACCAUUGCCUGGUGCCUAGGAGUAAUCCGCAAAGCGGAAGCAGACCUCCUGGCAAACGCCAGAAACCCACCGCCAAAAGAAGACACAAAUCAGCAAUAUGCUCUUGCCGGGACGCCUAUGCGGAAGAGCCCCGAAUAACCACAAUACGCCAUGGUCGUUUACGAAGGGCCUUUGGAGAACAUGGGGCAUCAAAAGGGGACGCUAAGAAGACGUUCUAAGAAGCCGACCAAGGGUCCCAUGACCGACUCCGGAGUGGCCGCCUUGACGGUGUUAUUCGACAGUUCGACCGUCGUUGCCGACGGGGUCCACCGUGUACUCCGCUGUAGGAUGAGAGCCGGGACAGUGACCUGCGCAUGGCAUAGUUUAUAGUGGUAGUAGACAUGCGCAGCAUCCACCGCACUCUCGCCCACUUGGGUCCGGUGUCAUAACAGAGUCAAGAAGACUGGAAACGGGAAGUGGUGCUGGUGGCUGGCACCGCGGAGAUCCGCGCCUACACGUACCCCCCACCACCUACACUGACCAGGAUCUCAUACACCAAGAAAAAAGAGGACGGCUUGGAUACCAAUGAGCGGGGCGCGAGCCUGUACACCCCGAAUGUUGGCAUUUGUUGUGGUCGUACAUUUCCGAGAACACCUGCCGGAUUCCGAUCUAGUUCCCUUGUUGAUCCAGCCUAUCUACCGCGUGGUCCGUUUUAGGGGCACAACGAUGAUAUCCAAGCACGCACUCGUAGCGCGGCCCCUACCCCCAACUUUGAUGCUGCUCAUAACCUCCUAAAGACGCCUAUCGCCGGGUAGCUGCACAGAGUUUGAGCGACAUUGCCCGACCGCCUAGCGCCUUGUAGUCCAUAACGCCCACAAAUCAGCCCUUGUCUGCACAACAAGGCGUACUGUUGGCUGCCGGAAAACCAUCAACUCCCUAUGCUACUGAAUCAACCAAAAUUUCACCGCACGGACAGUCAAUGCCGACCCUCCCACUCAUGCGGAGCAUGUGGCUCCAACGUGGCUGCAAAGAAUGGAGCAUUCUGCAUAUGCGGUGAUUGUGAACCCUCCCAUCUACCCGUCUGUCACAAUUCCGUGGCUGAAUCUGCCCCACCUGCUCGUCGUUUCCGUAUAUGGUUGCCUGCCAAAUAACAGCCGCCAUGCUACAGAUUCAUGGCUGAAUCCUUAAUCGUUCUACCCCCCGUUGCACUCACGAAUGCUUCGAGUAAGUGACAGCCAAGCUGCCUAGGAGACCUGCAUUCCCGGACAGAUGUCUUAUGUGUGCCUCUCUGGCCAUUCAUGAUCUUCCUCGGUCCCUGCAUCUACUGUGGCGAUCUAAAAGACCUCCUCCACCUCGAGCUACACAUAUUUAUGAACUAGCCUAAAACGGAGGGAGAAGAAAAACAACAGAAGUUGAGACAGGGUGGUGUCAUUAGGCUUACUUUUCUUCUUGUCAUAUCCCAGCUUGAAUAUUGGUAUUCGGUCUAAAAAGGCGCCCCGUCCCCAUGUCCAAUGAUUCUAUUCAGCCCUAAUUGCCAACUGGCGUCGUACCAGAACCCGCUAAUGAUCUAAAUCCACGCAUUUGCCUCACACCGAAGCUGACAGUUGACCGUAUGUGUCUGACUUUUGCCAGCACUUCUGCUAGCAGUAUGGCCGUGUCAUUUUCAGUUCCAAAUAGAAUACCUCUAUGCACCACGGUGGGGUUGGACAAAUUGGAAUACUGGGAUUGGACUUCCUUGGCAGCCAGCUAGAAGCCUUGUCGGACACAGCAUCGAACUAGCAACAGUAGUCCUGCCUUCGUCUUGCAACUUGUUUCGUAUCUGGUCGUUUUGCCUAGCAGCACCUUGAUCCAUCGUGAUCCUUCGUCGAAUGUGCCUUUAAUUAGGGUGAGGCAAGAUGACACCUGUCUUUCUGAGUGCCCGGCCCGUCAGCGUGCGAUUAAGUGACCUCCUCACAAGGCCGACGGUAAAGUAAACAGACCUACAGUAGUGAAGGCGACACGAUCACUGGGACAAGAGCUUUAUUAGCCUGACGUUUCGGAUUCCUGCACGAACCCAUCAUCAGAGGCAGUAGCAGAUAUGGGUGGUCCAUGCACAAGGGGCUGCAGUAUUUAUAGGAUUCAGUCGCCAUGCUACCGCAUACCUGUGAAUAUUCACGGCUCCCUCCUCUCAUCAAGGAUCGUUGCACUUGGUGUCAUAAUUGCUUGAUGGCCGAUAUUCGCGUCGUCAAUUGUUAUAAUUUCAUCUCGGGUGUUGGAUGUUGGUGUGAUGAUUGCUCGACUAUCUGACCCACUGUCCCUGGUGUUGAGCACAGUGUUCACAUGUGCGCUCUCGGCGUGGCUAUUUACUCCUUCUAGGCGAAGUCUCAUCACCGAGUAUGGAAGGGGAAGGUCAUUGCACUUGUUGAUGGAAUGGGGGUCAUUGAACCGUGACUCGAGCAGCUCGUGGCUCACGCGGUUGUCACCUCUAGUGCGAAUUUCGGCCUCGUCCCAUGAAAUGUUGACCGCAACUCUGAAAUACGUUUCCAAUUCGAAAAGACUACUUCCCACAAAGUGUACCAACCCCUUCUGAGAAAUAUUUUAUGCACAACUCAAAACACAACGUGGGGACUUCGGUAUCGUUGGCUGGGUAAGUUCUCCAUUAACACCAUCACGUAAUAGUGCAUGAGUUAACGGGUGGUUAUGUCCCAUAUUCAUCAGUAGUACGGCUGGACUGUAGCAAUAUCUUCUGCCUGGGACCUAUUUAAAGAUAUCAGUUCAGUUUUAUUGAGGGAAAUGUAGGUCUUCACCUUUGAACUCUCUAUUUGUUUACAAGCGACUGCAAAAUCUCAAAAACUGGAAAAGGUAUCAUAAAGGUAACAGAUAAUCGGAAAAGCGUCAGCUCUGUACAGACAAACAAACUGUCUUGAACGUUAGUGUUACGAUCAGUUGUACAGCAGUCGUUUCGAGUGCAGAAAAAUUAAUAUACCCGGUGACAAAAGUUGCAUAGGUGCAUGUCAGUAAGCGUAGGCGAUGGGUCGGAGACAAUAAGAGAUUCAAUUUAAAAUGUUACUGAAAUAUAGCAAGUAGUAUUAUAACAGCGGAAUUUUUCAAGGUUUCGGAGGUCGGGUGGUAAUUUAGUGGACACUGCUAUACAAAUCCAGCUUCCUCUUAAAGACCUCGACGGAAGCAGACAUAGCGACAUCCACAUGCAGGGCGUUCCAAGCGUUCAGUGCUUCUGGAGUUUCGAUACAGGCUGUGCAUUGAGAUCCCGCCCAUUGACCAGACCUCAGCCCCUGCGACCGUUCGACCUAAAUUUGACUGUAUAGCUCAUUUUUUUAUUUUUUUCAGAAAACUGGAGGGGGUAUAAAUGUUGAGGCUGCAAGGGCGAAAUCUGGUCGUGUGGAAAAAAUGAAACCCAUAAGGGAUAGGAAAAUUACCGUGGAGUUCUCUGCAGACACGUACUCGCGCAUGGCAUGGAACUUCAAACCAGCACAGAAGUCGGUGAGUCCACACAGUGUUAAGUCCAGCUUAUUUGAGGGGAAUUUAUGUGUUGCGCCUUUGUACUCCCUAUUUUUUUUACUAGGGAGAUUUAUUAUCGAAACUGCACAGAUAAACGAAUUAUUCCAAGUUUUAGGAACACUGGCACUGCUAAGUACAUUAUACAGUAGUCAGUCUGUGCAUAAUUAUGUUAUAGAAAAAGCAGCAUGAUUUCAGUUAUCUGCAGGCACCAAAGUAAAUGUUGGUAUCCGCGUGUAAUGAGUUUGGCCGUCGUACCGUCUAACUUUACUGUCUGCGCGCUUUUUCUCAGAUUACCAUAGUGCCGGGUGAAACUGCGCUUGCCUUCUAUACGGCGAAGAAUCCUACUGACCGGCCUAUUACGGGUAUUGCAACUUACACAAUUGUACCUCUGGACGCAGCUAAAUACUUCAAUAAAAUCCAGGUUCGUUGCCUCCGGUGGUGCUGCUUUGACAAUCACUCCCCUUUAUGAUUAUUUUAUUUCAUAAAAUGUUCUACUUACAAUUUUCUAAUAAGCAUUACUUUUACUUAUGUCUUACCCCGAACUCGCUCAUAGCUCUUCGUUUCUUUCCCUUUAGUGUUUCUGCUUUGAAGAGCAGCGACUCAACCCAAACGAAGAGGUUUGUUCUGCCAUUUAUUGGCUUCGUGCCAGUUAUUUUCUUUAUUGGUUCAGUUCGACAUAAUGAAGGCCAGUUUGUAGUACUUUUUGCAUGAACUUGACUGGGAACUGCGGUGGUAAUUUAAAACAUUUUCGUGCUUACACUUUAAGAUGCCGCUAAAAGUGGUCAGUCUGUUGAAUACACCUUUAAUCACUAUUUAUGCGCGACAUUCUGCCAUUCCUUGUCUUUUUUCGGACGUUCUCGGAGUUGAUCUGUUUCAUAUACGACGCACAUUGCUUGCUCCAGAGAUUAUUAAAUAAGGCGUGAGGUGGUCGACAACCGAUAGAACUUGGACUUAACCCCUUGGUUAGCGUGCCCCUCAUGAAUCACCCACCAUUUCAGGUCGACCUGCCCGUCUUCUUUUUCCUGGACCCAGAGUUUGACGAUGAUCCCCGCCUCAUGCGCACCACGAACAUCGUCCUCCACUAUACCUUCUUCGAGGCAAAGAAGGAGAAAUUGAUGAUACCGGGAAUUUCUACGCCUAUUAUUGAGGAACCCAGCAUCCCUCAAUCGCUGCCUGCGAGUACAUGA